UCAUUAUCUCGUCAGUGUGUUUUUUGCAUCCACAAAACUCAGUUAUCAAUUUGACAUCCUCUCCGGAAAAUCCAAACCCAAAUCUCAAAUUCAAAAUGAAGACCAUCAUUGUUCUCGUUGCCGUUGUUGCCCUGGCCCUGGCUGCCCCUCUGGAUGACUCCAAGAAUGCCCAGAUCCUGAAGUACGAGAACGACAACAUCGGAGUUGAUGGAUACAAAUUCGCCUUCGAAACUAGCGAUGGACAGUCCCGCCAGGAACAGGCUGAACUGAGGCGGUUGGCCGAAGAUGUUGAGGCUCUGGUUGUCCGUGGAUCGUACUCCUUCACCGCCGAUGACGGACAGGUCUACACCGUGAACUACAUCGCCGAUGAGAACGGAUUCCAGCCAGAAGCCGCCCAUCUGCCCAAGGCUUAAGCCUAUUCAACUCUUCUACCUCUAGCACAAAAACCAACAAAAACAACAACCAUCAAGCCACAUGAAGUCACAGACAACACCACCAACAACUUACUUCGGAUGACGCUACAUGAUAACAAUAACUGAGAAUACUCCGACCAUCUAAGUCCAUGCUUGUGUAAAGUGUACAGUUUUAUGCUUUCUUUUGUUAUGUAUUAUUCCCAUGUACAGCGUGUUAUGUUUUUUUUUCUUUUUGUAAAUUUCUUUUUCGAAAUGAAAAUGUCAUUUUUGAACACAUUUGAGUUACCUGAGAAGGACAGCGCUUUCAUUGCCGAAAGCGUGUCUUCUGAAGCUAGAACAACUGCUCCAACAGCUACAUUGCAACGAGAACUUUGUACGAACACCAACUGCCAUAUCUUUUUUUAUUAUUUUGAACAAUAAAAAUUAGUCCUAAGUCAAACGUGAACAUA
Aedes aegypti (yellow fever mosquito) is the source of this 862-nucleotide messenger RNA. Its product is annotated as flexible cuticle protein 12. Bases 96 to 413 code for a protein of 105 amino acids. Lineage: Eukaryota; Metazoa; Arthropoda; Insecta; Diptera; Culicidae. The record is from RefSeq and is a predicted model, not a curated record. The transcript is spliced from 2 exons. Gene Ontology annotation, molecular function: structural constituent of chitin-based larval cuticle. Gene Ontology annotation, cellular component: chitin-based extracellular matrix.